AUGGCAGCCCCGGAACCACCUCUACACCUUAUUAUCAUCGGCGGUGGCCUCUGCGGUCUUUCUGCUGCUAUUGCUACCCGCCUUGCCGGUAAUCGUGUCACAGUGCUAGAAUCCGUACCAGAGUUUCGCGAAGUCCUCAAGCUGCCCCUCCAGAAUAUUUCAGAAAUGCGCAGGUUUAAUGGCGAAUGGCUUGAUGAACGUACGCAGUAUGCAGAGGAGAUAGAGGGUCGUCACGGAUCACCCCUGUGGUAUCAGCACCGUGCAGACUUACAAGUGGCCAUGGCAGAGAAAGCAAUGGAGCUGGGCGUCGUGAUUAAGCUUGGAUGCAAAGUCAGUGGUGUGAAUUACGGUGAGCAACGGCCUCAAACUGAAGAGAUUAGCGUGAGCAUAGAGGGAGGAGAGAUGAGGGGGAUAUCGUGCUUGCUGCCGAUGGCAUCUGAUCAGAUACUCGGCUAA
Molecule: messenger RNA, 456 nt
Organism: Talaromyces atroroseus
Lineage: Eukaryota; Fungi; Ascomycota; Eurotiomycetes; Eurotiales; Trichocomaceae
Exons: 2
Coding region: 1-456 (151 amino acids)
Molecular function (GO): monooxygenase activity
Source: RefSeq, a predicted model, not a curated record